AUGAGUGCCGUGGCCACCCUGUGCGUCAUCGUGGCCGGAGCGGCUGCCGUGCUGUUCGCAGCGGCAGGAUACCUGUGGGCCAGCCGGCUGCGUACUGGGGUGCCCGGACCACCCACUCUCCCCAUCCUGGGCAACCUGCUCUUCUUUCGGAAACUUCCUGUUGUCUACGAACACUGCAACAAGUUGCAAAGACUGUACGGAAAUGUCUACAGAUUCUAUAUAGGCCCGGUGCUCAUUGUGGUGGUGACAGAGGCGGAGGACGCGCAGAAGCUACUGGCAGGCACGAAGUUGCGAGACCGGGGCUCCUACUUAAUGCGACCCCUUCGUCCCUUUCUGGGCAAUGGCCUCAUAACCAACAGCGGAGAGACGUGGAAGAGUCAACGGAAGCUUAUCGAGCCUUGCUUCCAUUCUGAGGUACUGAAAGGGUUCUCGGACGCCUACAACGAGGGAGCUCAGUACAUCUGCGACUACCUGAAAAGGGCGGGAGGCUGCCAGGUACAGCUGUACGAGCCGCUCUGCCUGCUGUCGAUGCGCACACUGGCCGCGUCCGUGUUCGGACUGCCGUUCGAGGAGAUGGUGCAGGACCAGGACACGCGAGAUAAGGUUACCACUGCCUUCAUGGAAGGUUUGCGUAUUAUCCAGGAGACGCUGCGGCUGUACCCGCCGGUGCCCAACGCUUCAGUCGUCCUCUCUGAAGACACGCCCCUGGCCGGCGGUCGCUACGUCGCACCGAGAGGCGCCUACGUGCUGGUGGCGCUCCACUUGUUGCACCGGCAGCCGGACGUCUUCCCCGAUCCCGAAAAGUUCGACCCGUCGCGCUUCCUGGAAAACGGAGGGCCUGCGAGGAGCCCUUACGCCUACCUGCCGUUUGGCGCCGGAGCCCGCAAGUGUGUGGGAGCUCGCUUCGCGAUGCUCGAAAUUAAAACGGUGCUGGCCGCCGUUCUGCGCCAGUUCCGAGUGCUGCCCGGCUGUACGCGGAGGCAGCUGGACCAGGUGGGCAUCUCCACCACAGGCGUGCCCCUCAACGACUUCAAAGUCACGUGCAUUCCACGAACUGACUUGCCAGCUAGCCAAGCAAAGUAA
Messenger RNA from Schistocerca cancellata (South American locust), 1083 nucleotides. RefSeq names its product cytochrome P450 4C1-like. The record is from RefSeq and is a predicted model, not a curated record. The transcript has 4 exons. Gene Ontology annotation, molecular function: heme binding; iron ion binding; oxidoreductase activity, acting on paired donors, with incorporation or reduction of molecular oxygen. The coding region runs from base 1 to 1083 and encodes 360 amino acids. NCBI's taxonomy places the organism in Eukaryota, Metazoa, Arthropoda, Insecta, Orthoptera, Acrididae.